AUGGCUUCACAGAUCAUCUAUGCCUUCAGCGAGCAUUCAUUUCAUGAACAUCCAUCUCAGGAGCUCUAUGGACUUUCAGAUGUGAUUACAAAAUUCUACCAGCAUGUCCUUUCCUUGGUCUUUGCUGUCAAGGAGAUCAAUGAGAACCCACAAAUCUUGCCCAAUGUUACCCUUGGAUUCCACAUCUAUGACAGCUACAACAACCCUAAAAUGACCUAUCGGACCACUCUGGACUUACUUUUCAAAUCCGAUAGAUUUUUCCCCAACUACAAAUGUGGACUUCGGAAAAUUCUUCCGGCCGUCAUUGGAGGACUUGGAUCAGAUACUUCAUCCCAUAUGGCAGAAAUUGUAGAAUUCUACAAAAUUCCACAGAUGACAGGUCACAGCUACAGCAUUUAUAAUGGGGUUUAUGCUGUAGCUCAUGCUUUGCAUAGCAUGCUAUCCAAGGGAUCCAAUCUGAAAAAAAUCUUGGCAGAUAAAAUUGCUGAAUCUCCAGAACUACAGCCUUUUAAGAUUCUACCAGUUUCUCUGUGCAAUGAACACUGUCGCCCUGGAUCUUGGAAGAGAAAAUCUGAAGAGAAAAGCUUCUGCUGCUACGAUUGUGUUGCAUGUCAACAAGGGAAGAUUUCAAGCAAGACAGAUACAGAAGAUUGUUUCAAAUGUCCUGAAGAUCAGUAUCCAAGCAAGGAUCAAGAUCGAUGCCUUAACAAAACAAUGAGUUUUCUGUCCUUUGAAGAACCUUUAGGGAUCAGUCUGGCCUCAGCUGCUUUUUUCUUCUCCCUGAUGACAACCAGUGUGCUCGGAAUUUUCCUUAAACGUAGAGAUACCCCCAUCGUCAAGGCCAACAAUCGGGACCUCACUUACACACUACUCGUUGCCCUUCUGCUCUGCUUUCUUUCUUCCUUGUUAUUUCUUAGUCAACCAGGGAAAAUAAUCUGCCUUCUCCGUCAACCAGCAUUCGGCACCACCUUCUCAGCUGCUGUUUCUUGUGUGUUAGCUAAAACUAUUACUGUGGUUGUCGCUUUCAUGGCUACUAAGCCAGGUUCUUCAAUGAGAAAAUGGGUGGGGAAAAGAUUGGCUCUUUCCAUUGUCCUUUCUUGUUCUUUUCUUCAAGCAGGUCUUUGCAUUCUGUGGCUGGCAACAUCUCCUCCAUUCCCUGAGUUAGACAUGAAUUCCCUUACAGAAACCAUGAUUUUGCAAUGCCAUGACGGCUCCAUCUUCAUGUUCUAUUGUGUCCUGGGCUAUCUGGGCUUCUUAGCUAUUGCCAGCUUCAUUGUGGCUUUCCUUGCCCGUAAUUUACCUGACACCUUUAAUGAAGCCAAGUUCAUCACUUUCAGCAUGUUAGUCUUCUCCAGUGUGUGGAUCUCCUUUGUUCCAACCUAUCUGAGCACCAAAGGAAAAGCCAUGGUGGCUGUGGAGAUCUUCUCCAUCUUGUCUUCCAGUGCUGGGUUAUUGGGAUGUAUCUUUUUCCCCAAAUGUUUCAUCAUUGUGUUCAGGCCAGAGCUUAAUAGCAGACACCUACUAAUCAAACGAAAUAAUUAAAUUAGGUCUACAUUUUUAUGACUUACACUGUAGGAAUAUUAGCAAAGGAAAAUAAAAGAUUGGUCUUUUAAA
Messenger RNA from Pantherophis guttatus, 1614 nucleotides. The record is from RefSeq and is a predicted model, not a curated record. Lineage: Eukaryota; Metazoa; Chordata; Lepidosauria; Squamata; Colubridae.